AGAGAGAGAGAGAUCAUUUGAUUCCUAAACCACCAUUUUUUGUGUAGAUUUUUUUAUCUCAUUUUAAUUCGAAAGGAUUCAUUUUGAGUGAUCGAUAUUUGGAGCGAGAGGGUGUAUAAUUUUUGUUUUCUUUUUUUUCUUUUUUCUUUUAAUUGUUGCUGUUGUUGCUAUUUAUUCAUUACAUUUUCGAAGGAGCUUGUUCCGGAGGAGAGAAUGUUGGAGGAUCUUAUCCAACCGCCAUCGGAGAGCCUCUUAAUCGAGGAUAUCUCAAGCCCUAUUGCUGCCCAGAUCCUAGACUUUUGCGACGACGGCAGUGGCGGCGACCUCUUCGCUGCCGCUGCCGCGGUCUCUGACCCACUUCUUCGCUCUUCCGACGACGUAUCGUCAUCAUCCGUCACCACUCCACUUUGCUGCUACGACGAUGAUGCCUCGGCCUCUGCUGCUGCCGCCGCCGCCGCAGCACUCUCCCCGUUCCCCUCCCUCGACUCUGCCACUCUUUCCGCGCUCCUUAGCCCCGAGCAACAUCCCGACCCCGAGCCCGAACUCCUCCCCUCUAUCCACUUUCCAUUCGCGGGUCCCCCCUCUUAUACCACCACCACCAUUGACAUCCACCAUCCGGACCAGUUCAACAACCAGAUAGCACUCAACGACGCCAUCACCGCCGCAGCCGUCUACUCAAAUGACACAAUGCUCCCGAUCCAAAUGGGGGGCCCACCGUCAGCGUCAGCGCUGACGACAGGGUUCGACGACGAGUGCUUUGCAGCGGCGAUGGUGGGAGGGUACAUGGGUCUAGAGGCGGCGCUGUAUCCGGGACCGAUGGCAACCAACGGCGGCGUAGUAGAUGCCCAAGCGUAUUUUACUACUGCUACUACCAGCACUAGUAAUGGGAUGGUGGAGGAAGUGGGAGAGUAUCAAAGGAUGAUGGAGUGUGGAGGGAUGGUGGGCAUCUAUGCAGGUCAAGAUAACAUGCAGAGGGUGUAUAGCUCAGGAGACAUGCAGGUUGUUGGAGGGGGCGGCCAGCAUAUGAUGGGCGGGUGCGGCGGAAGCUCGACGGCGGCCUUACCACCUUCGUCAGAGAUCUCGGGCUUGGACGAUUCCACCUUCAAAGUCGGGCGCCUGUCGGUGGAAGAGAGAAAGGAGAAGAUCCACAGAUACAUGAAGAAGAGGAAUGAGAGGAACUUCAGCAAAAAGAUCAAGUAUGCUUGCAGAAAGACUUUAGCCGACAGCCGUCCCCGCGUGCGAGGGCGAUUUGCUAAGAAUGAUGAGUUUUGCGAGACAACGAGGCCCAGUUCCCAUAAUCACGAAUUCGAUGAGGAAGAGGAAGUGGCAGUGAAGGAAGAAGAAGGUAUACUGGACUCCUCAGAUAUUCUGGCACAUAUAAGCGGCGUGAACUCCUUCAAGUACAACUACACCCUUGAAUCAUGGAUAUGA
Messenger RNA from Ananas comosus (pineapple), 1431 nucleotides. RefSeq lists its product as uncharacterized. The coding region runs from base 214 to 1431 and encodes 405 amino acids. The record is from RefSeq and is a predicted model, not a curated record. Gene Ontology annotation, biological process: regulation of flower development. Gene Ontology annotation, molecular function: protein binding. Lineage: Eukaryota; Viridiplantae; Streptophyta; Magnoliopsida; Poales; Bromeliaceae. The transcript has 5 exons. Gene Ontology annotation, cellular component: nucleus.